Messenger RNA from Mesorhabditis belari, 1395 nucleotides. The record is from the annotation of a GenBank genome assembly. NCBI's taxonomy places the organism in Eukaryota, Metazoa, Nematoda, Chromadorea, Rhabditida, Rhabditidae.
AUGCUUGGUGCCUCGCCACGCACCCAGAGAUCACAUUCUUCGAUACAGUUGCCACCCGAGUUCUCCCAGGGAAUCACUCAAGUGCCUUUGUUCGCUUAUAAAACAUCGGAUUUUGUCUACGAUUUGCGGGAAAGUACGUCAAAUGAUGAAAGAGAAGAAGAAGAGGAAGGAGAUCAAUUUUUGGAAAGGGAAAAGGAAAUACCAAAGAAUAAAAAGUUGAAAGAUCUCAUUCAUCAGCGAUGGGAAGCAGGAAAAGAACGAGGAGCGAUCAACUAUCAACUCAAUUGUAUGUACAAAUUUCUCGAUGGAAACUACGAGUUGUGUAUUCAGUUGAAUGCGGAGCGAGGUGAGUUGAGACGGAAGCCGAUGCGAUUUAAAUCGAUUCGAGAACCCUUUUCUCCACUCCGUUUCAACUUCACCAAGUUGAACGAGGCUGAGGUGAUGUUGUACCUAAAAUGCGAGGAUCGGCCGAUCACGAAUGACCCGUUAGACAGGCAUCUGGUAGCUGUCAACGCAUCGCCAUUGACAAAAUACCACUCUCUUAUCAUUCCCACCGUCAACAAAUGUUUGCCACAAGUUCUGACAGCAACCGGUGUCCGGGUGGCUGUUGACAUGAUGUUAUUGGUAGUCGAUGAGACAUUCCAUGUUCUUUUCAACAGUCUUCUCGGUCAUGCCUCUGUCAAUCAUCUUCAUCUACACACUCUCUAUUGGCCCUAUGAUUCGGAUCUCGUUAAUCGACGAUUCGAACCGUUGGGUGAUAUUAAAGACGCUUAUGUGAUUCGUCCGCCAGAUUGGUUCUGCAGUGCCUUCGCUUUUCAAUUGCUCAACAAAGAUGGAUACGAGAAAUUUAUGAGCAACUUGACAAAAUGUGUCGAGUUUUUGACGGAACGAGAUCAAGCGCAUAAUGUUUUCUUCACAAGAGCUCAAGCCGUUCGUUUGGAUGGAGCGUUGAGGGUGGAAGAUCGGAGAAAUGAAAGGGGAAGAUAUGUGACUGCCUAUGUUUUCCCGAGAAGUAAUAUGCAUGGUGCAAAACCGCCAACGAGUUUCAGUCCAGCCGCUUGUGAAUUGGCUGGCUGUUUGACAGCUUACACGUAUCGUUUCUUUGAAUCGGUCACCGAACAAGCAGCGGUGCGUGUGAUCGAAGAAGAAGCCCUUUUACCAGAAGAGCGUUUCUCGAAUCUCUCCACCGAUCUCGGUUGUCUUCUUGCCGGCCGUCCAGUCAUCAAUCGACCUGCUGCCUUUUCACAAUUAGAAGGAUUGACAAGUCCCGAAAUCGAUGAGUUACACGAUUCUUUCCAAACUUUCGAACCGCACUCACCAGCGAGAACGCCGCGAAACGGACGACCGAGGACAAGUUCAGCCGAUGCACUUUUCAUGUCAAGACUGAAAAUCGAU